AUGAAAAAAUGCCGCACAUUUAUUUUUUUCCGUUCUGAAUCUUUCUUGAAAUUUAGGGACAUUUUUCCACCUGACGUUUCGCAACUGCAAAGGUUUUGA
This is a messenger RNA of Caenorhabditis briggsae, 99 nucleotides long. The transcript has a single exon. The record is from RefSeq and is a predicted model, not a curated record. NCBI's taxonomy places the organism in Eukaryota, Metazoa, Nematoda, Chromadorea, Rhabditida, Rhabditidae. The coding region runs from base 1 to 99 and encodes 32 amino acids.